Molecule: messenger RNA, 1216 nt
Organism: Uloborus diversus
Lineage: Eukaryota; Metazoa; Arthropoda; Arachnida; Araneae; Uloboridae
Product: inactive hydroxysteroid dehydrogenase-like protein 1
Exons: 8
Coding region: 32-1075 (347 amino acids)
Molecular function (GO): oxidoreductase activity
Source: RefSeq, a predicted model, not a curated record
GGCGUUACCGGAGCAACGAGCCUCUUGACAGAUGAUGAUCGACUUUUUGGAGAGGGCGAGCGGUAAACAGAGGAGCAGAAUGGCCGCCGUCGAUCAAUUCUCGUUCCUUUUCCAGGGCCUCAACCGCAACCUGCGGGCCGUAGAGGAGGUCCUGGCCAUCAUAGGGCUCCUCUACGUCAGCAAGAGCGCCUUCGCCUUGACGUGGAAGGUUUUGCAGGGAUUCCGGACGCAUGUGCUGGCGAGGGCCAGGCGACUUGACCUCAACAAGUACGGAAAGUGGGCAGUGGUGACUGGUGGCACGGAUGGCAUCGGCAAAGCCUACGCCCGGGAGCUGGCUCGGCGCGGCCUCAACAUCAUCAUCAUCAGCAGGAGCAAAGAAAAACUGGACAAAACGGCCAAAGAGAUAGAGGACGAGUUCAAGGUGCAGACGUUCGUGAUCCAGGCCGACUUCUCGAAGGGUCGCGAGAUCUACGAGGACAUCGAGAGGCAGCUCAAGGACAAGGAAAUCGGGAUCCUCAUUAACAAUGUGGGCUGCAUGUACGAAUACCCCCAGUGCUUCAUGAACGUUCCCGAACAGAAACUGUGGGACCUCAUCAACAUCAACAUUGCAUCUGUCACCAUGAUGACUUACAUCGUCAUUCCUCAGAUGAUACAGAGGAAGAAAGGCAUCAUAGUGAACAUGUCAUCCAUCUCCUCCUUUAACCCCCUGCCCCUCAUGGCUGUCUACUCUGCAUCCAAGGUGUACGUGGACUGGUUUUCCAGGGCCCUGUCCUAUGAAUACAAGGACGAGGGCGUGAUUGUGCAGAGUCUGGUGCCUUCCUAUAUCGCCACCUCCCUCGUUCGCUUCUCCAGCCUACUGCAGCGCCCCUCCUUCCUGGUGCCCGACCCGGAGCGGUUCGUGCGCAGCGCCAUCUGCACGCUGGGGGUGGCCGACAGGACCACCGGAUUUUGGUCCCACGGACUUCAGUACUGGAUGUACGAGCUGACCCCCAUCUCCCUCUGGUACCGCAUCUCCUGGUUCAUGCAGAAGAGCAUCGACAACCACGAUCGACAGGACAAGGACAAGCACACCUGAGGACACCCAGUAUUAUUUUCAUGUCCUUUUUUUUGUCAUCCCUCUUCUGUGAUACUGGAUCAAGAGAGUACUUAAUAUUUUUCAUCAUUUAUUGGACGUGUUUGACAUUGGAUUCCGGUUUAAUAAAGUUUAUAUUCAUUA